This is a messenger RNA of Candida tropicalis MYA-3404, 2103 nucleotides long. RefSeq names its product alanine--tRNA ligase (gene ALA1). Bases 1 to 2103 code for a protein of 700 amino acids. Gene Ontology annotation, cellular component: cytoplasm; mitochondrion. The record is from RefSeq and is a predicted model, not a curated record. Gene Ontology annotation, biological process: alanyl-tRNA aminoacylation; tRNA modification. Lineage: Eukaryota; Fungi; Ascomycota; Pichiomycetes; Serinales; Debaryomycetaceae. Gene Ontology annotation, molecular function: ATP binding; nucleic acid binding; aminoacyl-tRNA deacylase activity. The transcript has a single exon.
AUGAUAAAGACAUUACUCAGAAGAAUGUCAACUAAUACCAUACCAUCAACUACUAACGGUAGCACCACUUCUUGGACUGCUGCAAAAGUUAGAUCUACUUUCUUAGACUACUUUAAACAAAACAAACACACUUAUGUCCCAUCUUCAUCAGUUGUCCCACAUAAUGACCCAACUUUGUUGUUUGCCAAUGCUGGUAUGAACCAAUAUAAACCUAUUUUCUUAGGUACUGUUGAUCCAGCUAGUGAUUUUGCAACUUUGAAAAGAGCUGCCAAUUCUCAAAAAUGUAUCAGAGCUGGUGGUAAACACAAUGAUUUAGAAGAUGUUGGUAGAGAUUCUUAUCAUCAUACAUUCUUCGAAAUGCUUGGUAACUGGUCUUUCGGUGAUUAUUUCAAAAAAGAAGCUAUUGAUUUCUCUUGGGAAUUAUUGACUAAAGUUUACGGUUUGCCAGAAGAUAGAUUAUACGUUACCUAUUUUGGUGGUGAUGAAAAACAAGGUCUUGAACCAGAUUUAGAAGCCAAAGAAUUCUGGUUGAAAGUUGGUGUUCCAGAAGAUCACAUUUUGCCAGGUUCUGUUAAAGAUAAUUUCUGGGAAAUGGGUGACCAAGGUCCUUGUGGUCCAUGUAGUGAAAUCCAUUUCGAUAGAAUUGGUGGUAGAAAUGCUUCUGAUUUAGUCAAUAUGGAUGAUCCAAAUGUCAUUGAAGUCUGGAAUGUCGUUUUCAUUCAAUUCAACCGUGAGGCUGAUGGUAACUUGCGUUCAUUGCCAAACAAACAUAUUGAUACCGGUAUGGGUUUUGAAAGAUUGGUUUCUAUUUUACAAGACAAAUCAUCCAACUAUGAUACUGAUGUUUUCUUACCUAUUUUCGACAAAAUCAGAGAAAUCACCGGUGUCAGACCAUAUACCGGUAAAUUCGGUUCUGAAGAUAAAGACGGUAUUGAUACUGCUUAUAGAGUCAUUGCUGAUCACGUCAGAACUUUAACAUUUGCUAUCUGUGAUGGUGGUGUUCCAAACAAUGAAGGUAGAGGUUAUGUUUUGAGAAGAAUCUUGAGAAGAGGUUCUCGUUAUGUCCGUAAAUACAUGAACUACCCAAUUGGUGGUUUCUUCCAACAAUUAGUUGAUGUUGUUAUUGAACAAAACAAAGAAAUCUUCCCAGAAAUUGCCUCUGGUGCUCAAGAUUUGAAAGAAAUCUUGAACGAAGAAGAAUUGUCCUUUGCCAAAACCUUGGACCGUGGUGAAAAAUUAUUCGAACAAUAUGCUAUCAUUGCUUCAAAAACCCCAGAACAAACUUUGUCCGGUAAAGAUGUUUGGAGAUUAUAUGAUACCUAUGGUUUCCCAGUUGAUUUGACCAGAUUGAUGGCUGAAGAAGCUGGUUUGAAGAUUGAUGAACCAGGUUUCGAACGUGCUAAAGAAGAAUCUAGAGAAGCUUCUAAAGGUAAUGGUACUAAAGAUGGUAAGACCUUGGUCAAAUUAGAUGUCCAUGCUCUUUCUGAAUUAGACAAAAACGAUGCUAUUCCAAAGACAAAUGAUGAAUUCAAAUAUGGUACCGAAAAUGUCAAAGCUACUGUUGUUGGUAUCUAUGAUGGUUCUAAAUUUGUUGACUCUAUUGAAGACUCAAGCGUUCAAUGUGGUAUCUUGUUGGACAAGACUCCAUUCUAUGCCGAACAAGGUGGUCAAGAAUACGAUACUGGUAAAAUUGUUAUUGAUGGUAAAUCUGAAUUCAAUGUUUCCAACGUUCAAGUUUACGCUGGUUAUGUCUUGCACACUGGUAACAUCCUCGAAGGUAAAUUAAGUGUAGGUGAUGAAAUCAUUGCCACUUAUGAUGAAUUGAGAAGAUGGCCAAUCAGAAACAACCAUACUGGUACUCAUAUUUUGAACUUUGCCUUGAGAGAAGUCCUUGGUGAUGGUGUUGACCAAAAGGGUUCUUUGGUUGCUCCAGAAAAAUUGAGAUUUGAUUUCAGUCACAAACAAGCUCUUUCACCAAAAGAAUUGGAAAAAGUUGAAGCUAUUUCUAACAAAUACAUUAAAAACAACGACAAAGUUUUCUACAAAGAUGUUGCUUUAGCUCAAGCUAAAGAAAUUACUGGGUUUGAGAGCUGUUUUUGGUGA